Paramacrobiotus metropolitanus is the source of this 2563-nucleotide messenger RNA. Its product is annotated as neprilysin-4-like. Gene Ontology annotation, biological process: protein processing. The transcript has 10 exons. The coding region runs from base 261 to 2426 and encodes 721 amino acids. Gene Ontology annotation, molecular function: metalloendopeptidase activity. Lineage: Eukaryota; Metazoa; Tardigrada; Eutardigrada; Parachela; Macrobiotidae. The record is from RefSeq and is a predicted model, not a curated record. Gene Ontology annotation, cellular component: plasma membrane.
AACAGCUAUCUAGUCAAACACUGGGAACAAAUGCCAGUGGAGGAAGCUCCAGCAUUAAACAUUAAUGUCAGUUAAUAUACAAAUCGUAACUCAUAGUCUCAUACUUUCUUGGCGCAGCGGCAAGUGCCCGAUUUGAAUGCAUAUUAAUUAGCUAGUACGCUGGGCCGUACAUUUUGUUCGGCCGUGCUUCGGACUCCUUAUACAGCCAUACUGGCUAUUUGUCCGGUUUAUUUUCCUGGGUUUUGAUAUUAAACCGUAUUAUGGUUUCUCUGAACGAAAUCCUGGGCUUUAUUCAGUCUGGUGCGAUGAUGCUGAGUUUGAUCAUAUCGGGCAUUGAAAAGAGCCAUAUGGUUGAGGAGAUCCAAGACAACAAAACCGGCUUGAUUCCCAGUAAGGAAGUGAAAGACCAAGACGCCGACGGACCCAUAAAGAAUAAUGUGUGCCAGACUGAAGCAUGCUCGCGCGCCGCGAAAGAUUUGUUGGCAUCCAUCGAUAAAACCGUUGACCCAUGCAAUGACUUCUUUGCAUACUCGUGUAACAACUGGAUAAAAUCCCACCCUUUGCCAGCUGAUAAAGCAUCAGUAUCAACAUUUUCUGUGUUGGGUGAUGUGCUGAAAACACAGCUUCUUGGUGUUUUAAAUGAAACUACGGAGCUCAAUCCGUCUAAAGCCAAAACAGCGGUUCGAAAAUUCUUCCAGCUCUGCGCAACAAACGAAGAUCAGCAGCAGUUUCAAACCGACGAACUGGAGCCUAUUUUAAUGGCACUUAAAAACGCCGUUUACGAGUGGCCGGCAGUUACAUCACGUCAGUGGAAUUACAGCGCAACCCAACCGCUUGCCGAUUAUUUACGCCGUUUAUCCAUCUACUACGCUGUACAUCCCUUGGUGGAUUUGUCGGUGAGUCCGUCUCUGGAGAAAUCAACGGAAAUGGCGGUUUAUCUGGGACUGAAUCACGGGUUUGGGAAAGACAUCAUCAACAGCACAACGAAAGCUGACCACAUUGAAGGAACCUUGUUGAUGAUAAACCGAGUGAUCAAAGCGCUUGUACAGCGCGGCAGUUCUCCGCAAACAAAUCUCAACCAAACCCGAAUCGGCAGUGACGCGCAAGGUGUUGUGGAAUGGAAGACUUUCCUGGCCAAUAUUUCCCAAGCCAACGUUAUUUUACGUAAUGCACAGUUAUCCUUUCGUAAAAUGACCAUCCAGCAGCUGGAGGCUGAUUACUUCUCAAAAUCUGCCUUCGCCAAGAAUUUCACAGCAUUUUUGCAGAGCGUGGUUACCGGUUACAACUCCACCUUCCAAAUCAACGGCCAGCUGUCGGUGUACGUCGAAAAUCCAGAAGCAUUCCGCCAACUCGACGAACGUUUACUGGGCAUGGAGAACAACGUUACCGCUCAGCGAAACCUGAUAAAUUACCUCGGAUGGACGUUGUUAUAUGAGUAUAACGACAUACUGCCUCGAGUUCUUCGAGAGUUUGUUGAAGCCUUCGAGCGGAAAAUAACCGGGAAGGCGCAGCAGCCACCGCGCUGGAAAGACUGCAUCGAUACGGCCGGCCAGUUGUUUUCCCAACCGUUGGGUGCACUGUACACGGAGAAAAUCGUUCCACAAGAAGCCCGCACACGCGUACAGCAGAUGGUGAAGGAUUUACGGGAGGCAUUCCGUGAGAUCAUUACCAAUACCACCUGGAUGCAGGCCGCAACGAGAGAUCAGGCGUUGGCAAAAUUGGGUAACAUGGAGGAGUACGAAUUGUAUCCGGACUUUUUUCUCGAUACAUCCCAGCUUGAUGCUGAUUAUAACGAGAUUAACUUGAACGCUUCGCUGCUCGAUCUGUCGGUCUAUGCCAGGACGAUGGAAAUGAGGAAGCAAAUCCGUUAUUUAGUGCAAGCUCCUUCUCGACGAGAGUUGAUUGAUCGAAUGGCCCCGACUGCUCAGGUCAAUGCGUUCUACGAACCAAGUACCAAUGCUUUAGCUAUAUUGGCGGGUAUAAGCCAGUCCCCGUUUUUCCAUCCCGACAUACCGGAUUAUGUCAACUACGCCCGUCUGGGUGCGGUUAUUGGUCAUGAAAUCACUCAUGGAUUCGACGAUACAGGCUCUACUUAUGACAAAGACGGCAACCUACAGAACUGGUGGACAACCGACGACCGACAAGCAUAUGACGACAGAGCAGCGGGAAUUGUCCAUCAGUACGACGCGUACCGCUCGGACGUUGGGAUGAAUAUAAACGGGAAUCUGACACAAGGCGAGAAUAUCGCUGAUAGCGGCGGAUUCAAGGCAGCACUUCUAGCGUACCGGAAGCGUACCCGGGAUAGGGGCCCGAUCAACUCCUGCCAGGAUUUGAAAGUGAAUCAAUCGAACAAGUGUUUUUCCUGUCAUUUGGCCAUAUUUGGUGUGGCAACUACCGGCCCGAAAUGCAAAAGCUUCUCUUGUUAAUGGACCCACACAGCCCCGUGAAAUUUCGUGCCAAUGGUGUGGCUGCUAACAGUCCAGAUUUUCCCCGUGUUUUCAAUUGCCAGGAAAAAGAUAAACUGGCUGUGGAUAAAGGAGUGUGGUGACAUAUACUUAAUAAA